AACCCAGGGGUAGCACCCAGUGAACAUCCCCCUUUCGUUCUCCCUUAGCCUCUCUCUCUCAGACACAUCCAUACUUACUGGUGCUGAUCCAUACAGCUGGUGGGAUGCUGACCUUUCUGAGGGGAGCUGUGCAGCCGGUGACUGUCAGCAGGGCAAGGGAUAUUGUCCAGAAACGCAACUCCAGCAUCUACAGCAAACCACCCAAAAACAAGAUCGGACCUGGGCAAAGUUUCUUCAUCAUGUCUGUGUUUGCCGUUGCUCUCCUGGCCCCCGCCGGGUGGAUUCUGCACCACAUCCCAGAAUAUCGUCAGAGAGCAAAACCACCACCAUCCUGAAGAACGCACACCUUCGUCACGGUCAACUUACUGGGUGUCGAGUACCACUGACAGACCUGGCUGCCUCUAAAGCAUUAUUCACCUCCAGUGAACAAUUUAGAUCUUUAAAACACAACAUCAUGAGCAACAUCACAAGU
Molecule: messenger RNA, 472 nt
Organism: Sinocyclocheilus rhinocerous
Lineage: Eukaryota; Metazoa; Chordata; Actinopteri; Cypriniformes; Cyprinidae
Product: cytochrome c oxidase subunit 8A, mitochondrial
Exons: 2
Coding region: 105-335 (76 amino acids)
Biological process (GO): mitochondrial electron transport, cytochrome c to oxygen
Cellular component (GO): respiratory chain complex IV; mitochondrion
Source: RefSeq, a predicted model, not a curated record